This is a messenger RNA of Daucus carota subsp. sativus, 2671 nucleotides long. RefSeq names its product potassium transporter 5. The transcript is spliced from 8 exons. Lineage: Eukaryota; Viridiplantae; Streptophyta; Magnoliopsida; Apiales; Apiaceae. Gene Ontology annotation, cellular component: membrane. Gene Ontology annotation, biological process: potassium ion transmembrane transport. The record is from RefSeq and is a predicted model, not a curated record. Gene Ontology annotation, molecular function: potassium ion transmembrane transporter activity. The coding region runs from base 167 to 2443 and encodes 758 amino acids.
UCCAUGGAAAAUAUUGCAUUGUGUAGUGUGUACGCGUCUUCAACAAACUACAUUCAGUCUGUUUUUUAUCUCUCCACGUUACUCGACCUGCACUCUAUAUCUCAUUCAAGAAUUAGUUACAACCUGCUUGAGUUGAGUUCAGCUAGCAAUAUAGUUUAUGUAGAUCAUGACUUCAACAACAAAGCCAACUAAUCAAAAGCGCUUGGAUUCCUUUGAUCGUGAAUCUGGAAAUCUGCAUGGCCGUCAUACCAUCAAGGAUGGGCAUGGUCUAGGCUGGGUUGACAUAUUGCGGUUAGCUUUUCAGAGUAUUGGAAUAGUGUAUGGAGAUCUCGGAACAUCACCGCUUUAUGUGUUUGCUGGUACUUUUCCGGACGGAAUCAAACAUGAAGAUGACAUACUCGGUGCUUUCUCUUUGAUUUUUUAUACCAUCACUUUGAUCCCGCUCAUCAAAUAUGUUUUCAUUGUCCUUAAAGCAAAUGACAAUGGUGAUGGAGGGACAUUUGCUUUGUACUCUUUGAUAUGCCGAUAUGCAAAGGCGGGGUUCAUACCAAGUCAAGAAGCUGCAGAUAGUGAUGUAUCGAAUUAUGAGUUGGAGACACCAAAUAAAAGGCUGAAAAGAGCAUCAAAGCUGAAAUCUAAGCUAGAGAAAAGCCAGUUCUGUAAGUAUGUUCUUCUAUUUGCCACAAUGCUUGGCACUUGUAUGGUUAUUGGCGAUGGUAUUCUCACUCCUUGCAUUUCAGUUCUAUCAGCUGUGGGAGGAAUUAAGCAAGCUUCGAACAAAUUGAACGAAGAUAUGAUAGUGUGGAUAUCAGUUGCAGUUCUAGUUGCCUUGUUCAUGGUUCAAAGAUUUGGAACAGACAAAGUUGGCUACACCUUUGCACCCAUCCUUUUCAUCUGGUUUAUAUUCAUUGCUUUCACUGGCCUGUAUAAUUUCAUCAAGCACGAUCCUUCUAUAAUUAAAGCUCUAAAUCCGAUCCACAUUGUAUAUUAUUUCAAAAGGGACAAAAAACAGGCUUGGAUUUCCCUUGGAGGCACUGUCCUCUCCAUAACAGGUGCUGAGGCACUAUUUGCUGAUGUUGGACAUUUUACUGUACUUUCCAUACAAUUAAGUACAUGUUCUGUCGUUUUUCCGGCCAUUGUACUACAAUACAUGGGCCAGUCUUCUUACCUCCGAAAGCACAAAAUGGAUGCUGUGAAUGCCUUCUACAAAGCUGUGCCUGGUCCACUAUAUUGGCCUAUGUUUGUGAUAGCUGUUUUGGCAGCAGUAAUAGCAAGCCAAUCUUUGAUAUCUGGAACAUUCUCAAUCAUCCAACAAUCAGUCUCAUUGGGGUGCUUUCCUCGUGUAAAAAUAGUUCAUACCUCCACGAAAUAUGAAGGACAAGUUUACAUACCAGAAAUUAACUAUUUGUUGAUGUUCGCUUGUAUCGCAGUCACUCUUGGAUUCAGGGAUCCUGGGAAACUGGGAAAUGCUUAUGGUCUCGCGGUUGUAUCUGUGAUGGUCAUAACAUCAUCAUUACUUCUUGUCAUCAUGAUAAUGAUAUGGAAAACACAUAUUCUCCUAAUAAUCUCCUACAUUCUUAUCAUUGGAGGUUUAGAGAUUAUGUACUUAAGUGCGGUUCUUUCAAAAUUUACAGAGGGAGGAUACUUACCGCUAGUAUUUUCUAUAAUUUUGUUGGCAAUAAUGUACACAUGGAAUGAUGUGUACCGAAGAAAGUAUUACUAUGAGUUGGAACACAAGAUUUCUACUGAAAGGUUGAAGGAUAUUGCACUUAACACAAACUUACGUCGAAUCCCUGGCAUUGCAGUGUUCUAUUCAGAGCUUGUUCAAGGGAUACCUCCUAUAUUUACUCAGUAUGUAUCAAAUGUUCCAGUUCUGCAUUCUGUUCUGGUUUUUGUCUCGAUCAAGUCACUACCAAUCAGCAAAGUUCUGGUGGAUGAGCGGUUUUCCUUUCGUCGAGUUAAACCUGAAGAACUUAAUAUGUUUUGUUGCGUUGUGAGAUAUGGAUACACUGAUAUACGCAAUGAAGAGGAACCGUUUGAAAGACUUUUGGCAGAAAGAUUAAAAGCAUACGUGCAAGAAGAAUUUUUAAUUAACAAAAGUAAGCAAAAUCAUCUACAAAGUAAUGAGGCGGAUAGUGAUGACAUUUCUGUGCAAAUCCAGGAAGAUGAAAUAGAAAAUGAGGCAAUUGAGAGAGACUUAGAGGAGGUAACAUGUGACACAGAGAUGACAGAGGUGUUCAAGAAGGCAUGGUACGCUGGACUUGUGCAUUUCGUGGGAGAAAAUGAAGUGAUUGCAGGCAAAGGCGCAAGCCUAUGGAAAAGAGUUUUAAUUAAUUAUGCUUAUAAUUUCCUGAAGAACAAUGUGAGACAGAGCAUUAACAAGGUGAUUGAUAUACCUCAACAGAGGAUGCUUAAAGUUGGGAUGACUUAUGAGCUUCUGUGAAAAACCAGCCGUGCUUCUAAUACACAUAGUUAUCAAACUCUAUGAUGAUAUGUGGCAAUAAUUUAUGGUUGGUGUCAGUUAAAGACCUAUUUCUGAUGGCUCAAAGCCAACCAGUUGUCAGGCCUUAUUUUCUGUUUAUUCCAUGAGUUGACAAAUCGAGUAGCACAAAUGCCUACAGUCAUCGACUUUACUAUAUUUUUAUCAUGAUAAUGUGUGCUUUGUGUAUGA